Molecule: messenger RNA, 4770 nt
Organism: Chara braunii
Lineage: Eukaryota; Viridiplantae; Streptophyta; Charophyceae; Charales; Characeae
Source: the annotation of a GenBank genome assembly
GACGCGUGCGCAGACAGCGAAAAGAGAAGAAAGGGAGAGAGAAGGUGUGCUGUUUGAGAGUGUGAGAAGGGGAAAGAGGAGUGUUCGUCCAAACGUAAGGAGAGAGCGGACCCCUCUUGAGACUUCUAUUAACACCCCUUCCUUCGGCAUGGCGAACAUCACGUCUGCCCAAUGGCAGGCCAUGCUGGAUACAGCGGACGAGAGCCAGAAACCAUUCUUUCAAAAACUGUAUGAUGAUGCCGUGCAGAGGGAAAGGGAGGCAGCGGCAGCAGCUAGAGCCGCCGACAUUGUUGAUCAGGUGGCUCUCCUUCGGAUCCCGGAAGCCAAUGCUGACCGGUUCCAGGAGGAACUAGCUGCUGCUGUAGCAGCCCUGGUCCGACUGCGGACCUUGGAAAACCUUGAGUCUCGUAUGACAGCGCUUGAGCAGCGGAACGAAGAGCUCCAGGCUAAAGUAAUUAGCCUUGAACAGUCCCAAUUGUCUGCCUCCCGCCCUCCUAACCCUCGAUCUGCUAUAAUCCCAACCUCUCAAGCCAACACAGCCCUCGUGACAAGGGCGAGCGGAACUGUGGCAAGCGCAGGAACCGGCGCCAGCUCCUCGAGCAGCAGCACCGACAGUUUUGCGCUGGUCACGGUCCGGAAUGCAGGGACUUCAGCCCAAAACGCCACAGUCCUUACUGGCGUUCAGUACAACGAUCCCAUGGUGGACAAGCGGGCGGCCACGCUGCCGUCCAAGUACGACGGGAAGGCAGACAUCACCUCUUGGAUUAGUUCCAUGCGGUCGUACUUCGAGGUCAUGCGGACACCGCAAGAGGACCGAAGUAUGAUCAUGGGAACUAAUACCGAGCCUGCCGUACGAAACCACAUUGAGCUCCAAGUUGUUGCUGCAGGCUAUGCACGCAUAGACCUGACUGAUUGGCUGAAGGUCACCCCUGUCCGCGUUCUUGAGGAUCUUCUCCUUGACCGGUACCAGGAUAAACAUGCUGCGCUCAAGGCUAGGCUGAAGCUUGAGGCCCUCAAGGGCCAAACAUGGAGGUCAUCCAUGCAGGCUUUGGAACAACACUUGAUUAGUCUGUUCACCACUCCGGAUCUGGGAAUGACUGACGUAUCUUGUAUGGAUGUAGUCAUGGGAGUGGCCCCUAAAGAUUACCUCUCCCAGCUAGCACUCAAGGACCAUGCCACCUGGCGAGAGCUCAUGAAGGACCUAGUCGACCUAGAGGCUAAGGACCUCGCCAGGCGCAAGAAGGCGCCCGCUGCAGGUGGGAAACCACAACGCAAGAGGUUUGGAAGCAGCAACCAGCUUGCAGUGCAUGAUCAUCGGGAGGCUGACAAUCAGUCCUAUGCGGAUGAUCUGUCUCUAGAUGACGAUCUAGAGCCGGCCUCCGAUACGGGCUGUUCCACAUCAGCCAUUGAGUGUGACAGAAAUGAUGAUGAGAAACUUAAUGCAUUUAGAAAGACUGCUUCAAAUAAGGGGCCUAACCGUGGUUCAGUCCAAGUAUUGUACACUGAGCCUUGGGAGGAGUCUAAAGAGGUCGACCUCCACGCCCACAUGAAGCAUUGGCUGCAGCUCAAGCAGCAACGCCGUGUUCAAGGGAGCAUGGAGCUGAUUUUCUUUAAACUACUCAUUAACCGCCGAUACAUCCGUGUGCUGAUUGACAGUGGUUCGACCACUAAUUUCUUCUCUCUGAACGAGAUUCGUAAGGCAGGCCUGGGUAUGAAGCAAGUGGAACUGCAGAACCCUUGCCGGACUCAGGUGGGCAACCAAGAGGUUGCCCUUUCCACUCAUGCUCUCAAAGGUGUGCACAUCACCUUUGACAAAGAUCGCACUGUCACACAUGAGCUGAAUUUUUACGUCCUGGACAGGUGUCCUUUCGACGCGGUCAUUGGCUUGGGCUGGCUAAAGGCUCAUUGCCUAAGGACCACGUGGGCGGACAACCAGUUUGUGGUACUUGACGCCAAGGGGAACGAGCGUACCGUCUUGUUAGAUGAGACGCGCGAGUCCCCUGUGACUCUUCUCAGUGCUAACAAAUUCUGCAUGUGCAGGCGCAAGGAAGCGGAGUUUGUACAUGUAGCUCUUGUAAAGCCUCUCCAUGUGCCUUCUACUUUUGCUGCAUUUUCUACAUCGGUAAGUAACUCUACUUCUAAUCCAUCUACUUCUACUGUGAAUAAUCCUUCUACUUCUAAUCCGGUUGUAAUUGCUGUAAAUUCUCAGUCUAAUUUCCUUUCUCGUGAUGAGGAUGAUCCUCCACCGGAAGUCCCGACAAACAUUCGCCAACUAUUAGAUCGAUUCCCUGAAGUUCUGGCCGAACCUCGUGAAGUUCCCGAGCGUCCGGUCAAACACAAAAUCGAGAUAAUAGAGGGGAGUGUUCCUCCAAAGGGUUGCGUCUACCGUAUGGGACAAGGCGAGUUGGAGGAGUUGAGACGGCAGAUUGAUGAUAUGAUUAACCAUGGAUGGAUUAGACCUAGCGAGUCGAAAUUUGGCGCACUUGUCUUGUUUGUGCCAAAGAAAGGAGGCAAACUCCGAAUGUGCAUUGAUUAUCGUCGCUUGAACCGGAUCACCAGGAAGAAUGCCUACCCUUUGCCUCGUAUAGAUGAUCUGUUGGAUGCGGCCGGUGGUUGCAAAGUCUUCUCCAAGAUCGACCUCAAGUCUGGCUACCACCAGAUUGAAGUUGAUCCGAGUGACCAGCACAAGACUGCAUUCAAGACACGCGAUGGGCUGUACGAGUUCAUCAUUAUGCCCUUCGGUCUUACGAAUGCACCGGCCACCUUUCAGUGCCUCAUGGACAAGGUACUUUGCCAUCAACUCAACAGGAUUGUGGUUGUGUACCUUGAUGAUAUCUUGAUCUUCAGCAAAACCAUGGAGGAGCACCUCAAGCACCUUGAGGAAGUUUUGCAGGUCCUCAAGGAGGCGCAGAUGCACCUCAACUUGGAGAAAUCUGAGUUUGGGAGGGACAGCGUCAUCUAUCUUGGGCAUCGGUUGUCUGCAAACGGCCUUGAGCCGGAGGCAACCAAGGUUGAGGUCAUCCGAAAUUGGCCUCAACCGGCAAACGUACGCAAACUGCGUUCUUUCCUUGGUCUGGCCUCAUAUUACCGAAAGUUUGUGCCCAAAUUCUUUGUCAUUGCUCACCCUCUCUCAAGACUAACCAGCAAGAAUGUUGCCUAUGCAUGGUGUGAGAAGUGUGAGACUGCGUUCCAAGCCUUGAAAGAGGCAUUGGUGAGUGAGCUUUACGCCCUGCGCGAAGCCCUCGCACAUUGGAAACACUACCUCUUGGGUCGCCACUUCAAGGUCUAUAUUGAUCAUCAGACCUUGCAGUGGAUUCAGACACAAUCUGAACUCUCUCCUACAUUGACCCGCUGGUUGCAUGACAUUGAUGUUUACAGUUUUGAGUUGAAACAUAAGAAAGGCUGUUAUAACCGGGUUGCUGAUGCAUUGUCCCGCCAUCCUGAAUUCUUGACUUGCCUUGUGGGUUCAUACGACCUCCGAAGGAAACUAAAGGAGGAUCUGGUUGAACACACCGCCAAGGAUCCGGACCUCAAUCCCAUCCUUGAGCAGCUCAAGGCUGACCCCAACAGUCAGCCUGAUUUUCACGAAUGCGAGGGUCUUGUCUUUCGUCGGUACGGAAAGUUUGAUCGUUUAUGUGUUCCCAACCAUGCGCCUCUCCGGACUCACUACUUGGAUUUGGCACAUGGUCGGAGUGGACACUUCGGCUUCGAAAAGACAUAUGGGAGUCUUUUGCAGCAGUUUGAUUGGCCAGGAAUGAAGGGAUCUGCUCAGAGAUUCAUCGCUGAGUGUCAAGUCUGUCAAAGAACAAAAGUCCAUAGGCAUAAGCCUUACGGCCUGCUGAGACCCCUACCAAUUCCUGAUGGUCCCGGGGAAUCGGUCUCUAUCGAUUUCACGGACAUGGGAAAGGUGAGUGCAGCAGGGAAUUCACAAGUUAUGGUGAUUGUGGAUCGCUUCUCUAAAUUUUUGAACUUGAUCCCUCUACCUCCUCAUGCACCGACUGAGCUAGUAAUUGAAGAAUUUCACCAACAGUACAUUCUGCAGUAUGGACCCCCGAAAAUUCUUCUGAGUGAUCGGGAUACCAGAUUCAUCAGCGCCGAUUGGAAGGACUUCACGUCGCAGAUCUAUGACAUUAAAUUGAACAAGACUUCUGGUCGACACCCCGAAGCCAAUGGAUUGGCUGAGGAGGUCAACCAGACUAUCAUCCGACUACUCCGCGCAUUGAUUGUUCCAAAUCAGAACACGUGGGAUAAAGAGCUACACAAGGUAAAGGGACUGUAUAACAAUUCCAUUCACUCUGCAACUGGCGUGACAGCAAACCAGCUGCAGUAUGGAUGGCCGAUGCGCAAUCCCCUCUCCUAUCUGUUCCCAGAACGGUCACCUGGUCUGAUGCCCGGCAUGCCUGGCUACAAUGCCAAGUACGCACGCUUGCUCAAAGCUGCUACUGCAUCCAUGAACAAGCGUCAGCAUGCCAUGAUCAAACAUGCUAACAAGCUGCACAAGGAAGAAAAGUUCAAAGUUGGGGAUUAUGUUUGGGUCAAAAUGACUGAGUUUUCUGAUGAAGAGGGCGUGUCACGAAAGCUUCUUCCACGUACUACGGCCCUUGGCAGAUCCUGAAGGUGAUUGGGGAUGAUUUCGGUCCUUCGUAUGUGAUUGACGUGCCUCCUCAUCUGCGCACGUAUCCAGUYUUCCAUGCCUCCAAAUUGUUCCCACACAUUGAUGAUGAGACCUUUCCMUUYCGAGACCCUAUGAUACCUCGCCCUAUUGACGRC